AUGCCUUUCCUAUUACGUCUACGGGCCACAGCAUUCUCAAGCUCGACUCGAAGAGCAGCUCACCCCGGCAUACGUCAACCUCUCUCCCUCCGAUCACUCUCCUCCACCCCCUCUAGGUUCGCUCAAGGCUACGGCGACGGCGAAGGCGACCCCAAAGGAGAGAAACCCCAAGACCAAGGUGCAUCAAACAGCACGAAAGAGAAUGCCGAGCACCCAGGUCCAGAAUCCCCAGUAGCAGGCAGCGGCGCUGGCCCCACGAAAAGCCGCGGUUCCAGCAAACCCAAAUCUCCUGAAGAGUCAUCUGCGAAUUCAGGAGGAUCACGGUCAAAGGAGGCAAAGGAGACGGGAUCCAGUCCUACGGGUGGGGAGGUAGGAAGCGGAAGUGGAGGUCCAUCGCCCAAGAUUCAUAAUACAAGAUUGCCAGGAGAGAAUUCUCAGGCAAAGCAGGCGGAGGUCGAGGAGCAUAAUAAGGAAUUCGAGAAGCGCCAUGAUCGGGAGGCGAGUACGGAGGGUGAUAAGGUUGAUAAGAAGUUCUGGAGUGGUGACGGCCGGGAGGGAGUAGAGGGAAAGGUUUAG
Messenger RNA from Lachnellula hyalina, 576 nucleotides. RefSeq lists its product as uncharacterized. NCBI's taxonomy places the organism in Eukaryota, Fungi, Ascomycota, Leotiomycetes, Helotiales, Lachnaceae. The record is from RefSeq and is a predicted model, not a curated record. The coding region runs from base 1 to 576 and encodes 191 amino acids. The transcript is spliced from 2 exons.